This is a messenger RNA of Drosophila obscura, 590 nucleotides long. RefSeq lists its product as uncharacterized. Lineage: Eukaryota; Metazoa; Arthropoda; Insecta; Diptera; Drosophilidae. The transcript has 2 exons. The record is from RefSeq and is a predicted model, not a curated record. Bases 1 to 534 code for a protein of 177 amino acids.
AUGACAAACGUAGCCCAGCAGCGACCAGCGUGCUGCAAAACCGAGCGAGCGGCUAAAAAAACCGACCACCGAAGCGAUCAACCAGGCAACCGACCAGCCGACCAGCCGACCGACCAACCAAUCAACCUUAUGGUGACGGUGGCCGAGUCGGGUUCGGGCUGGGGCUUCGGCUCGUCAGAGUCGGCAUCGGGAUCGCUGUUGCACACGCGCAGUACUCGCACUCGCAGUCUGCGUUUGGGGCCAAAACUUCUGCGAGCCAGGCGCCAGAUGGAAACCAGUUAUAAGUCAACUUUCAUUCCAAGCAGACGUGUCAGGCGUACGGUUUGCGCUCGCGUCGGUUUUAUUCGCCUUUCAGCGCACUCUUGGCAGGCAGCAGUCGCCAAGCUAAUCAACCAACGACCAACGGGGCAACCAACAGCCGCCAAGCCGCCAAGCAUCGAAGCAUCCAAGUAUCAGCCGUACAAACAGAUACUACUAGCCGUAACUCCAGCCAAUAGUAGUAAAAAAAACCGCAUCGGUCGCAGUAACAUUUAAAAACCGCCAACAGCAGUCAAUGUUUGGCUGCAACAUAGUACUACCAGAAGCAACAC